UUGUGUUCUCAUUAGAAGGCCAUGUUGAAAGCCACUCAAAUUCGAAAAGAACCACCUUGGCUUGUUUCAUCGCCAGGAAGGCCAUGGCUUUUCUUCUCCACAACCUCCCUGCUUCACUCCUUCCCCAUUCUAGAUGUAAAGAAACACCAUUUCACCAGAACCGUUCUCCUUCAAAACCCUCUUCUCUCUCUCCUCUUCCGUCAAUCUCGUCAUCUCCUCUGACCAUUCUCCAAAAUCCCACUUCACAGGUUGCGCAGGUCGACAUUCCUCCUGUUGCUCAAGACGAUAAGCACCACAAAGACGACUUCUUUCUCAACCUCGGCCUUGCUGUCCGUACCCUCCGUGAAGACCUCCCUUCACUCUUCAUCAAAGAUCUCAAUUUUGACAUUUACAGGGAUGACAUAACAUUCAUGGACCCUCUGAGCACGUUUACUGGAAUUGAGAAGUACAAAUUGAUCUUCUGGGCAUUGCGGUUUCAUGGGAAAAUGUUGUUCCGUGAGAUUGCCCUGGAUGUUCAUCGGAUGUGGCAGCCUUCAGAGAAUGAGAUUCUGAUAAGGUGGAACCUGAGAGGAAUCCCUAGAGUUCCCUGGGAAACCAAAGGAGAAUUCCAAGGAACUUCACGGUAUAAACUGGACAGAAAUGGCAAAAUAUAUGAGCACAAAGUGGAUAAUCUAGCAUUCAAUUUCCCAAGAACUGUGAAACCAGUUUCAGUUCUUGAUUUUGUUACUGCCUGCCCAGCAAGUCCCAAUCCUACAUUCUUAACAGCUCCUGUAGAUGCCUACUCUUCCUGGAUAGAGCUAUACCGUGUAGUCAGAGAGACAUUACAUCAAGAAGAUAUUCUGUUACCACAAGAUGGUCUGGCCUUAUAUUCAUAGCUACUAACAAUGACGUACUGCUACUUCCAAAAUGAAAUAAUACUUUUUUUUGUGAUGUUAAUAUCAUGUAAUGUGAGACUACUGCUUAUUGAGCUGUUUCUCAGACAAUUUGUACAAUGCCAAUCCUACAGGUUAGAUGUAGCUAAUUUGGUCAAUAGCAGGUAAGGGGUUAUGUUGAAGGGGACAAGAGUAUGUAUAGUUGAGCAGGGAUGAUGCUGAAGAGUUCUACCAUGUUCUUGGAGGAAAAUGAGCCUUGACAUGUGUUUAUAGAGCUGUUAUAGAUUAUGUGUUUGUAUAUAUACAAUAAUCUGUGAAGUUCAUCCGAGUACUUGGUUUUGAUUA
This is a messenger RNA of Prosopis cineraria, 1217 nucleotides long. RefSeq lists its product as uncharacterized. Lineage: Eukaryota; Viridiplantae; Streptophyta; Magnoliopsida; Fabales; Fabaceae. The transcript is spliced from 2 exons. Bases 84 to 875 code for a protein of 263 amino acids. The record is from RefSeq and is a predicted model, not a curated record.